Messenger RNA from Maylandia zebra (zebra mbuna), 2403 nucleotides. Its product is annotated as gamma-aminobutyric acid receptor subunit rho-3. Gene Ontology annotation, cellular component: membrane. Gene Ontology annotation, biological process: monoatomic ion transmembrane transport. Gene Ontology annotation, molecular function: transmembrane signaling receptor activity; extracellular ligand-gated monoatomic ion channel activity. Lineage: Eukaryota; Metazoa; Chordata; Actinopteri; Cichliformes; Cichlidae. The record is from RefSeq and is a predicted model, not a curated record.
AUGAUUUGGAGGGAAGGCAGAAGAUUCCUGGAGAUCAUCGAGCUGGGAUGUUCAGCUGGAAACUUGGGAGCUGCAGAGAUCUACGCUGCAGAGACACAUGAAUACUUCAGGAACUUCCUCAUGUUUUUGUCCUGGUUGGAAAUCUCACUGACGUCCUGGAGGUCUCUGGUUGAGGAAACGUCCAGCUGCUGUGGGAUGUUUGACCAGCGUUAGUCAGCAGGACUGGAGGAGAGAUGGUCGGGAUGUUAGAGCUGUGUCUGCUUUGGCAGGGAAACCUGUGAAGAAUGAAAGUGGACGUACUCACCUACCUGGCUCUGGCAGCAGUCAGCUUUGUCGCCAUGGUGACUGGUGGCCGCAGUUCAAGCCGCAGGAAACACAAGGAUGUCUUCCUCGGGGAGAACAGCAAGUUCAAGUUUGGAGGACGUAUUGACUACAAGCUGAAGAGGCAGGACAGCACCAAAACUUUACUAAUAAAAAGUGAACAACUGCUGAGGAUUGAAGAGCACGACUUCGCCAUGAGACCAGGCUUCGGAGGUGCGCCCAUCCCCGUAGGCAUUGAUGUGCAGGUGGAGAGCAUCGACAGCAUCUCAGAGGUCAACAUGGACUUCACCAUGACUCUGUACCUGCGUCACUACUGGAAGGACGAGAGGCUGGCGUUCCCGUCUAGAAACAACCAGAGCAGGACUUUUGACUCCCGGCUGGUGAAGAAGAUCUGGGUUCCCGACGUCUUCUUCGUCCACUCCAAACGUUCCUUCAUCCACGACACCACCAUGGAGAACAUCAUGCUGCGGGUUUACCCUGAUGGAAAAAUCCUCUACAGCGUCAGGGUCACUGUGACGGCUCUCUGCUCGAUGGACUUCAGCAGCUUCCCUUUGGACACACAGAACUGCUCGCUGGAGUUGGAGAGCUACGCGUAUAACGAGAAUGACCUGAUGCUUUACUGGAAGAAUGGCAACGACUCUCUGAGGACGGAUGAAAUCGUAUUGUCACAGUUCUUCAUUGAGCAUUUCCAAGCCUCCAGUGGCCUGGCUUUCUACAGCAGCACCGGCUGGUACAACCGUCUCUUCAUAACCUUCAUCCUGCGGAGGCACAUCUUCUUCUUCAUGCUGCAGACGUACUUCCCCACCAUGCUGAUGGUCGUCCUCUCCUGGGUCUCCUUCUGGAUUGAUAGACGGGCUGUUCCUGCAAGAGUGUCUCUGGGUAUAACCACAGUACUCACCAUGUCCACCAUCAUCACAGGAGUGUCCGCCUCGAUGCCUCAGGUGUCGUACGUGAAAGCGGUGGACAUCUACCUGUGGACCAGCUUCCUGUUUGUCUUCCUGUCUGUGAUUGAAUAUGCAGCCGUGAACUACUGCACCACUCUGGAGGAGAUGAGGAAGAUGAAGAGGGGGAAGAUCCCAUCCACCUUCAACGCCAGUCAAGCAAUGGCCUUUGACGGGUGUUUCCACGACAACGAUAUUGAGCUGACUACAUUCCCCCGUCUGGCACCCACCUUGACCUCUGACCCUCUGACAUCGCCAACCCAAAGCUCAGACAUGCGCCCCACGGAGGGGACUCGGCUUCGCCGUCAGCGGUCUGUACGUGAAAACGUGGACCUGCUGGUCAACAACAGCUACAUGAUCGACUCGUACUCUAGACUGGCCUUCCCUCUGUCCUACCUGCUCUUCAACACCAUCUACUGGAGCAUGUACUCCUGAUCCAGCACCAAAUACUCUACAAAUUGAGUCUGAGUGCUGCAGAGGAGAUUCCUCAUCUCGACAGAGGUCCAAAGAGACUUCACUGGAAUGGCGCUCGGUUAGAGGGGCCUCAGCUACAUCCAGCUGAUGUUCUUUGCUGAAGAGCUGAGAUACAAACCCUCGAGGACCCUCAGCCUGAGUACGAACUCUGUAAUUGUGCAUUUAUCUCAUCAGAAGGGCUUCAAAUCCUGAGAGUCAGACUUUUUCUGUUUGGACGAUUUGUACAUGUGUCUUUUCUUUUUUGUGUGUCAUCGUAAAGGUCAUAUCAAUAUCUGCUAUUGAUAUAUGAUAUCUUUAUCGAUUUCUUUAGCUACAAGAUAUUAAAUUAGACAUAAACAGCGUGACUGCGUGCUUCUUAAAAUAUCAGAACAUCUGCACAUGUUUGAAAACUGUGAUUGGAGCAAAGCAAACACUGUAAGUGUAAUUUGAUGUGUUUCUUGAUUAAUUUCUCUCUUGUUUGCAGUGUUGGAGUGUACGGGCAGAAAUAUUUAGCUGGAUUCAUUUUUAUUUGAGAAAAAAAUAUGGCUUAUUACAUAUUUGCAUUAACAAGAAAAUAUUGUUAGGUACAACAGGUGGUGGUUGGGUAAAACAAGCAGUAUAGUGUAAAGGGUUAAAAGUUGUAUUUUGUUAACUUGUCCUAAACAAUAAAACAGAAGUUUUAUGUAAA